ACAAGAUAAGAAAGGGAAUUCAGUGGCAAACCCUCAUAAAUGCAAAUUAAUUACUUCUAUCCCUACUUCACCAAAUUUUAUACCAAAUCAUCAAAGUAGGCGGAAAUCAACAUGUACCAAAUUUGUGCCGAAUUUUAUACCAAAUUUUAUAGCGAAUUGUAGAUUCUCCUCAUCUAUUAUAAAACCUUUACUCCAUAGCUAGCCAAACAACAAAGAACUCGAACAUAUCCUCAUGGAAGAACAAGGCGGAAACAAUCUUUAUCAAGGUAGUAACAGCUUACGAGCAAUUAACAACAGCUUUUCCAUAUCAAGGGACGUCGUCGUCGAUGAGAGGAACGUGUUUUCAAGAUCGUUGAGAGCAGAGGAUGACGAGGAAGCUCUCAAAUGGGCGGCCAUCGAGAGGCUCCCGACGUUCAGUAGGGUAAAGAAAGGUUUGUUGAAGACUGAGGACGGGCAGACGAAUGAGGUUGAUGUUUUGAAACUUGGAUAUAAGGAGAGGAAGAAUUUGGUGGAACGGUUGGUGAGGGAUACGGAGGAGGACAAUGAGAAAUUUUUGUUGAAUCUCAAACAGCGUCUUGAUAGGGUCGGUAUUGAAAUUCCUACUCUUGAAGUCAGGUUUGAGCAUCUAGAUAUUCAGGGGGAAGCAUAUGUAGGAAGCAGGGCCUUGCCUUCACUUUUUAACUUCUUUACCAAUAAGAUGGAGGUCAUCUUGUAUUAUCUGGGUUUGCUUUCUAGUAGAAAGAAGAAGGUAACCAUACUUCGUGAUGUAAGUGGAAUCAUCAAGCCUUGCAGAAUGACAUUGCUUUUAGGUCCUCCAAGUUCUGGGAAGACCACACUUCUCUUAGCAUUGGCUGGAAAGCUUGAUCCUACCCUAAAGUUUUUGGGGAGGGUCACUUACAAUGGCCAUGAAAUGAAUGAGUUUGUACCACAGAGGACUGCUUCCUAUAUAAGUCAAUAUGAUCUCCAUAUACCUGAAAUGACAGUGAGAGAAACCUUGUCCUUCUCGGCAAGAUGCCAGGGGGUUGGCGAACACUAUGAUAUGCUGGCAGAGUUGGCAAGAAGAGAGAAAGCUGCAAAUAUAAAGCCUGAUCCUGAUAUUGAUGUUUUCAUGAAGGCUGCAACUCUGGAGGGCCAAGAGGCCAGUGUGGUCACUGAUUAUAUUUUAAAGGUUUUGGGACUAGACAUUUGUGCAGACACCAUAGUAGGGGAUGCAAUGUAUAGGGGUAUCUCUGGAGGACAACGGAAACGUUUAACAACUGGUGAGAUGCUGGUUGGACCAGCAAAGUUGCUGCUCAUGGAUGAGAUAUCCACUGGUUUGGACAGCUCAACGACAUUCCAAAUUGUUAAUUCACUCCGGCAGUUCAUUCAUAUUCUAAAAGGAACUGUUGUUAUUUCACUCCUACAGCCAGCUCCAGAGACUUACAAUCUAUUUGAUGACAUCAUUCUUCUAUCUGAUGGCCAGAUUGUCUACCAGGGUCCUCGUGAGCAUGUGCUGGAAUUUUUUGAAUCAAUGGGCUUCAAGUGUCCUGAAAGAAAGUGUGUUGCUGACUUCUUGCAAGACGUUACAUCCAGAAAAGAUCAAUGGCUGUAUUGGUCAUGCAAUGACAAGGCCUACAGUUUUGUCACGGUGGAGGAGUUUUCAGAGGCCUUCCAAUCAUUCCACGUGGGAAGGCAAUUAAAAGGUGAUCUUCUAAUUCCAUUUGACAAGAGCAAAAGCACUCCAGCUGUUUUGACAACUAAAAAGUUUGGUGUUACAAAGAAUGAGUUGUUCAAGGCUUGCUUUUCAAGAGAACUUCUGUUGAUGAAGAGGAACUCUUAUGUGUACAUUUUCAGGCUGAUCCAACUUGUAUUGAUGGCACUGAUUGGAUCAACUCUCUUUCUACAAUCCAAGAUGCACAAGGAUACCUUAAUUGAUGGAUUAAUUUACAUGGGUGCUUUGUUCUUCGAUGUGAUUAUGAUCACAUUUAAUGGAUUGCUAGAGAUUAGCUUUACAACUUUCAAGCUUCCUGUGUUCUUCAAGCAAAGAGAUCACCUAUUUUUUCCUGCAUGGGCAUAUUCUCUUCCUACAUUUAUUCUGAAGAUCCCAAUAACAUUUAUAGAAGUCGGAAUUUGGACAGUAAUUACUUAUUUUCUCAUGGGUUUUGAUUCCAAUGUUGAAAGGUUUUUCAGACAGUUGUUUGUUCUGCUAUUGAUAAACCAGGUGGCUUCUUCAUUGUUCCAUACACUUGCCGCAGGAGGUAGGGAUUUAGUUGCUACUAACACAUUAUCCUCAUUUGUUCUACUGGUGCUCUUUGCAAAUUCUGGCUUUGUCUUGACACGAGAUGAGGUAAAGAGUUGGUGGAUCUGGGGUUAUUGGAUUUCACCAUUGAUGUAUGCGCAGAAUGCAGUGGCAGUCAAUGAGUUCCUUGGAGAGAGUUGGAAUAAUCAAUCACUGGGAGUUUUAGUUUUGAGGUCUCGAGGGUUCUUUACAGAAGCACACUGGUAUUGGAUAGGGGUUGGUGCAUUGAUUGGAUUCACACUUGUAUUCAAUUUUGGUUAUACUUUGGCACUCAGUUAUCUCAAACCUCUUGAAAAGCUCCACGCUGCUAAACCAGAUUCACAAAGCAAUGAAAACAGUGAAAGAACUGGGGAAGAUGCUAAGCCGUUGGCACAGGGAAUUAGCCCUAAUAAUCAAACUAAUAAAGAGGAGUCAAGGAUGCAACCUGCAAUAAAGACAGCUCAAGAUAGGAAAAGGGGAAUGGUUCUUCCAUUUGAACAACACUUGGUCACUUUUGAUGGGAUUAGCUAUUCUGUAGAUAUGCCACAGGAAAUGAAAAAUCAAGGUUUCUCCCAAGAUAGAUUGGUGCUUUUGCAGGGUGUAAGUGGUGCUUUUAGGCCUGGUAUUCUAACAGCUCUGAUGGGUGUCAGUGGUGCUGGUAAAACCACUUUAAUGGAUGUUCUUGCUGGUAGGAAAACGGGAGGAUAUAUUGAAGGGAGCAUCAUGAUUUCUGGAUACCCAAAGAAGCAACAAACAUUUGCUCGUAUUUCUGGGUAUUGUGAGCAAAAUGACGUCCACUCACCUCAUGUUACAGUCUAUGAGUCAUUGCUGUACUCAGCUUGGCUUCGCCUAGCUCCUGAAGUGAAGUCUGAAACCAGAAAGAUGUUCAUUGAGGAAAUCAUGGAGCUAGUGGAAUUGAAACCUUUGAGGCAAGCAUUGGUAGGGCUGCCAGGUGUAAGUGGCCUAUCAACAGAGCAGCGCAAGAGGCUAACCAUUGCAGUUGAGCUAGUGGCAAACCCCUCUAUAAUAUUCAUGGAUGAGCCAACUUCAGGGCUCGAUGCAAGAGCCGCUGCAAUUGUUAUGAGAACAGUUAGGAACACCAUGGACACCGGCAGAACAGUUGUUUGCACCAUCCAUCAGCCAAGCAUUGACAUAUUUGAGGCAUUUGAUGAGCUGUUCUUACUGAAGCGAGGUGGGCAACAGAUAUAUGCAGGACCCCUGGGCCCUAAAUCUUGCCAUUUGAUUGAGUAUUUUGAGAGAAUUGAGGGAGUUAGUAAAAUAAAAGAUGGUUACAAUCCUGCAACUUGGAUGUUAGAAGUCACCAAUCCAGCACAAGAAAUGGCUUUGGGAAUUGAUUUUGUUGAUAUUUACAGAAAUUCAGAACUCUACAAGAGAAACAAAGCAUUCGUGCAACAAUUAAGUGUGCCUGCCAUUGGUUCAAAGGAGCUGAGGUUUAAUACUCAAUACCCGCAGUCAUUUUUUACCCAAUGCAUGGCUUGCUUAUGGAAACAACACUGGUCAUACUGGCGCAACACAUCAUAUACUGCUGUUAAACUUUUUUUCACAACAGUUAUCGCCUUGAUGAUCGGGUCAAUGUUUUGGGAAAUUGGCUCUAAGAAGUGAGUAACAUGGGGUAAAAAUUGUAAAUGCUAAAAUUCUCUUAAUUUCUACCCAUGUCGUAAGCUAAUUCUCGGCUUUCAAAAAUAAAAAAAUCAUAGGGAAAGGCUACAAGAUAUUUUUAAUUCAAUGGGUUCUGUAUAUGCUGCUGUUCUCUUCCUGGGGAUCCAAAAUUCUUUGAGUGUGCAGCCAGUGGUGGACAUUGAACGA
Rubroshorea leprosula is the source of this 4084-nucleotide messenger RNA. Lineage: Eukaryota; Viridiplantae; Streptophyta; Magnoliopsida; Malvales; Dipterocarpaceae. The record is from the annotation of a GenBank genome assembly.